Messenger RNA from Eremomyces bilateralis CBS 781.70, 2475 nucleotides. RefSeq lists its product as uncharacterized. Lineage: Eukaryota; Fungi; Ascomycota; Dothideomycetes; Eremomycetales; Eremomycetaceae. Gene Ontology annotation, cellular component: cytoplasm; membrane; microtubule. The record is from RefSeq and is a predicted model, not a curated record. The transcript has 4 exons. Gene Ontology annotation, molecular function: GTPase activity; GTP binding; microtubule binding. Bases 1 to 2400 code for a protein of 799 amino acids.
AUGGCGAAGACAGCUUCCGCCGAGCCGCAAGGCAGCCCCCCUGUCCUUCUGCAGAAUAGUGAGCACCGUGAUCUCUUUGAUAUUGUCGACAAGCUUCGCUCUCAGGGCAUAGGUCGUUACAUUGAUUUACCCCAAAUCAUCAUCUGUGGUGACCAGUCUUCUGGGAAGAGUUCCGCCCUGGAAGCAAUCUCAGGGAUGUCGUUCCCAACAAAGGACACCCUCUGUACCCGGUUUGCAACAGAACUCAUUCUUCGCCGAAGCCCCACGGUUGGCGUUAAUAUUUGCAUCAUCCCGAGUCCCGAACAGCCCGAGCAGAAGAAGGAAGAAAUGAGGAAGUUUUCAGCUACCCUGAAUGACAUGGAUAUCGGACAUAUCAUCGAAAGUGCAAAAGCAGUGAUGGGAUUGAAUGACACUGGAAAGGUCUUCAGUUCCGACAUCCUCCGGGUCGAGAUUUCGGGACCAGAACAACCCCAUUUGACGCUGGUGGACCUCCCGGGGUUGUUCACCGCCGGAAACAAGGAUCAGUCUGACGAGGACGCAGAAAUGGUCGAAUCUCUUGUGCUGUCUUACAUGGAGAAGCCUCGGAGCGUUAUUUGCGCGGUGGUGUCGGCUAAGAAUGAGUUCGCACUUCACGAACGGUACUAUGUCAAUCUCGCCCAAAAUAAGGACGUUAAGUUCCGCCUUGGAUGGCAUGUCUUAAAGAAUAGGGACUUCAACUCUCGAAAUGCCACCACCGCAGAACGCGACAGGUCCGAGGCCAACUUCUUCGCACGAGGCGUCUGGACUUCUCUGUCACCUUCUCAGCUUGGAAAGGCCGCCCUUGUGACCCGGCUCGGCGGAAUUCUCGGAAACCAUAUUCUUCAACAGCUUCCAAGCGUUCUGCAAGAUGUCGAAACUGAAGCAAAAGAAUGUCGAGACACAUUGGACAAACUUGGUGCAGGGCGAGCAACACUAGCUGACCAGCGGCGUUAUUUGCUCAAUAUCGGCCAGCGUUUCUAUAGUUUGAUCAAGGCCGCUGUCGACGGAGUGUACACCGAUCCAUUCCUUUCAGACGUCACUGCUCAAGGCGUUUACGAGAGGCGCCUGCGCGCAGUGGUGCAGAACGCUUUGUCGGACUUUUCAGAAGAGAUGUGCUUAGAGGGCCAUGCUCAGGCCAUUGUCGAGCACGCAUCCCCCAACAAGCGCCGGGAAAUAUCCCGUGAUGAAUAUAUCGACGAGGUACAGAAACUCAUGAGAAAGAGCAGGGGUCGCGAAUUGCCUAGCACGUUCAAUCCUCUGGUCGUCGAGGAGCUCUUCUCGAAACAAUGCCAGCCAUGGAGUGCCUUGAUUUACAAUCUUGUUGAUCGAAUCCUCGAGGCAACAUUCGCAGCAGUGAGCGCUACCUUGAAGCAUGUCACCGACAUACAUACUGCGGAAAAGCUCCUCGCGAGGGUGAUCAACCCAUCGCUUGACGGCCUGAAGAAGGACUUGAACUUGAAAGUCGACGAGAUUUUGGGCCCUCACCUUUGUGGUCAUCCGAUUACAUACAACCACUAUUUGACCGACACCGUCCAAAGGGUCCAGGCUAAGCGUCGCGCAGCGGCGUUGGAGAGACAGCUCGUGGCUUACUUUGAUGACAAAGGAAGCGUAGUGCAUGAAAUAGAAUAUCAUCAUUUCAAUAUGAAAAGUCUGGUCGAAACGCUUUCCGAUCACACCGAGGUGAACAUGGACAAGUUCGCUUGCUCUCUCGCUACCGACAUGAUGGAAGCGUAUUACAAAGUUGCUCGCAAAACGGUUGUCGACGGAAUCAGCGUUCUUGCAAUCGAGAAAUGCCUCCUUCAGAAGUUGCCGGAGCUGAUAUCUGCUCACAUCGUUUGCGACAUGGGCGACGAUAAGAUCCAACAAAUUGCCGCCGAGGACGAAGAUUCGGCGCAAGGAAGGGCACAUGCAACGAAGAAACUUGGAAUCCUCGAAUCCAGCCUCAUUGAACUGAAGCGUAUGAACAAAUAUCACGUUGCAGGAAGCCAGUCGUUUGGUUAUCGCCCUCGUUCCCGGUUCUGGGAGAACGCUGACAUCCAGACUGAUUCGAAAGAGAAGGCGGCAGCUUUGGAUGGUGCUCCGGGCAACCCACCUGGUUCCGAUCCUCAAGGAAGGACGAAGAUAGACAUGGCGGGUUUGAAUGAGAGCAGGCAGUCAGGGAACUCAAGCAAAGUGGAUGGUCCUAUGCUUCAAGCCGGUGGGAGCCCUGUUAUCUCUUCGCCCCUACCUGCUGCUGAGAGAAACGAGUAUUCUCAUGGCCUGGUUUCAACGAAGAAACCCAAGAAAAGCAAAAAGAAGCCGGCAGAGAAAGCGGCCCCGAUUGCCCCAACACCUGUAUACAUCGAAGAUCACAUCGAAGAUGAGGUAAUUUAUGACUGGUAAUGCUGUGGUCAUUUGGUUAGGAGACGCAGUGCCCCUGGGAUUAUCUUUCUUCUUCAUCAUAAUUUACUGUAGUUU